AUGAAAAUUUCAGCUGCUAUUAUUAUAUUCUGUAUUUGCAUUUACUUUAAUGUGGCCAACGGUAAAAGUUUGAAAAGUUUCUAUGGCAACUCAAUAGACUACAGCAAAGGUCAACGCAAACCCUUAGCCAGUCCUUGGGGUAAUGGUAUACAUGAUAACUACAAACGCGCCAAACGCGAAAUAUCCAAAGGCAUACAAGACUUUCAAGAAGUAUUAAACAAUUCCAAAGUAGAGUGUGUUAAAGAAUUGAAAAUGGAUCCAAGCAUUUUGGAAAAAUCUCUGAUGUAUGAAGAGUUUCCCACAGACGAAGAGAAGUGUUUAAUGAUGUGUAUGUUAAAGAAAACAAAAUUGAUGGAAAAUGUUAAUAAAUUGUCAACAAAUACUAUUGCUCGUAUUGCCGGCAUGAUCUCUGAAAAUAAUCCUCUGGUAGUGUCGAUUGCUGUGGCCAAAGCCAAUAAUUGUAACACUUUGAUCAGAGCCAAUCAUCCCUGCGAGGCGGCUUAUCAGAUCAAUAAGUGUAUUGGCAGAGAAUUAAAAGCCCAUAAAUUAAAAUUGUAUUAUUAG
Messenger RNA from Calliphora vicina (urban bluebottle blowfly), 564 nucleotides. It is a transcript of the gene Obp19c, whose product is annotated as Odorant-binding protein 19c. Lineage: Eukaryota; Metazoa; Arthropoda; Insecta; Diptera; Calliphoridae. Gene Ontology annotation, molecular function: odorant binding. The record is from RefSeq and is a predicted model, not a curated record. The coding region runs from base 1 to 564 and encodes 187 amino acids. The transcript has 3 exons.